Messenger RNA from Spirodela intermedia, 2813 nucleotides. The record is from the annotation of a GenBank genome assembly. Lineage: Eukaryota; Viridiplantae; Streptophyta; Magnoliopsida; Alismatales; Araceae.
AUGGCGUCCCUCACGCCGGGAGUCCUGCUGAAGCUGCUCCAGUCGAUGAACACCGACACUAGGGUUGCCGGGGAGCAUCGAUCGGCGCUCUUGCAGGUGAUCGGCAUCGUGCCGGCCCUAGCCGGGCCGGAUCUCUGGCCCAGCCAUGGCUUCUACGUCCAGCUCUCCGAUUCCGCCAACUCCACCUACGUCUCCCUCUCCGAUCGCGACUCCGACGUUAUCCUCUCCAACCGCGCGCAGCUCGGCCAGUUCGUCCACGUAGAGCGCCUCCAUUUUGAGGGAUCCCCCGUCCCCCGCGCAUACGGCGUCCGUCCCAUCCAUGGCCGCCCUCACCCCUUUGUGGGGAGUCCCGAUCCCCUGGUUGUCCAGGUUUCUCCGAGCGGCGACGGCUUCCUCAUCCAGCCCGCGACAUCAGCCGAGCAUGGCAAUGGCGGGGCACCGCCGCCACCGCCCCCUACCAUUACCACGCAGCAGCUGCCGCUUCAGGUUGUGUCCAGGAAUUCUGACGACAGGAGUGGCCCAGUUACCAGGGCGGUGUUUGCAGCGAGGGAAAACGUGGCCCCUGCCAGGGGGCAUGAGAAUGUCACGACGGCGGCAGCGACAAAGAGGCGGUUCUCAUCUCCCGCUUCUGUGAAAUCAUCGUCGAGGAAGAGUGUGGUGACUGCGCCAGAACGGGAUCCUUCUCCGGCGGGUAGGGCGCCUUCGAGGCCGUCGUCUCCCGCCAUGGGACGGGCUAAUUCUAGAGCUUCGUCGCCUGUUCCGUCUAAAUGUGAGGUGCCAAGCCUAGUCGCCGCAAAGGAGGACAACCGUCGGACGACGAGGGAGCCUGCCAUUGUAGUCCCGUCAAGGUAUCGGCAUCCAUCACCUGCGGGCGGACGGAAGGCUGCUUCACCAAUGGGGCGGCGGAAUUCCAUGUCACCGGGGAGGAGAUUGUCCGGCGUUCUAAAGCUCUCACCGAUGGCUGGAGAGGGGGGCAACAAGAAGAAGAUAUCGGCCAUUGCUGCGGGUAUAUCGAAAGCGUCUGAUGCUUUGAUGGUGUCCAUGAGAUCAUCCCGUAAGAGCUGGGACGAUACGUCAUCAAAUGCUUCAGAGACGAAGGAGAAGACGGGAUCGAAGAACGCGGUGGAUAAACAAGCCAUUCUGCGAACUCAGGUUCACCAUCAUUUUUUGCUUCCAGCUUUCCGUUCGUACUACUUUUGUUCCCCGUCAUCGUCUUGAGUAUCCAUUGAGAGUGCAGGAGAAGUAUUGAAAAAAAGUUCCGGAGUAUAAUUCCAUUGGAAAACCAUUGGGAUUCAAUUGUGGGCAUUGAUAUUGCAAUUCAGAUUGAUCAUCCUUCUCCGUAAUUUUCCCAUAAAUUCUUUCUAUUUAUGCCGUCGUCGAUUUUCUCAUUGAAAAAUCUCGCGAAAGAUCCCAUGUUUCUGCGCUGUGAUCUUUUAUUUUCAUUGUCUUCGUUGAUCCCUCGUAAAUCAUGCAUUUCUCUUUGCCAAUUAAAUGCACCCUUAGAUCGCCAUAUCAAGGCGUUUGAGUGAUGUCGGGGGAGAACAAGAAUCCGAGGGCGAGCAGACGCCAAUCGACGAAAAGCCCAGGGCCAGCUGCAACAACGAAUUAUCCGCUGUACCUGAUAAGCCAAGCCGAGGGGCCCCAAGAAUCACAGUCCACGACAGAAAAUGGACUGAUGGCAGCAUCCCACUCGAUGCUCUCUCGGAUAACCUUGUGAAGCUCGGGAAGGUUGGUGGGGCACUGAAGAUCUUACCUCAUGGCAUUUUCUUUAAUAAAAUCUGGGAUAGAAAGAUGAGUUCUUCCCUCCCCCGGGGAAAACCUUCGGAAUCUGGAAAACUUUUCUUUAAUCGAUAUUCUUCACGACCUCUGAAUGGCGCAGGAUGCUUUGCAUAGGAGAAGCGUUGCCUUUGCAGCUGCGGCUGAAGCUCUGGAGGAAGCAUCGGCGACCGAGUCUAUCGUAAGAAGCCUCAGGUAAACCCGGAUUCCGCUCUCCGGAAUGUGCUCUCUUCCCCUCUUCGUGAUCUGUAGUUUGCUCACAUUCCUCUCAUGGUGGCAGCAUGUUCUCCGAUCUGUGUUCAUCCUCGAGAGCUGGAAAGCCUCUUCCAACAGUCGAUCGCUUCCUAUCGAUCUACGGAGAUGCCGUCAAGUGGACUGCGGUGGCGGAGGCCCUGGCCGCCCACCGGGCCAAUUCUCUGCCGAGAGACGCCCUAUGCGGUGACCGAUACAAGUCUAUACAGCUCUGGAUCGACGCCGCAUUAGCCACUGAUCUCGAGGUCGUCUCCUUGCUGAAUGCUGGAUCAGGAGGGCCUGGAAAGCUGAAGAGCUCCGAGAAGCUCCUGAAUUCUUGGAGGAUUUCCCCUUCCUCCGCCGAGCCGCCGGCAAGAUCAUCGUCGGGCCUGCCCAGGAAGAGCUCCUCCCUGGGGACGCCAUCCAAGAAUGCAAAGGUACCGGCUCAAAACCCUGUUAAGAAUGUGUGGUGGUCAACGGGAGGGUGCGGAGUUGGGGAGACGCUGGAGCUGGCCCACGCGCUUCAGCGCGAGAUGCAGGUCUGGUUCUUGAAGUUCGUCGAGGAAGCGGUGGCCGCCGGCUUCCAACUCACCGGCGACGGAGGCGAGACCCCGCCCUACGACAAUGCUCGGAUUGCUGCCGUCCUCUCCCGUUUAAAGCUGGUAAACGACUGGCUGGACGCCGUGGGGCACACGCCGGAGGACCCCAUGAGAGGCGCCAUUGAACAGUUGAAGAGGAAGAUCUACGAGUUCGUUCUACAGCAUAUCGGGUCCUCCUUCGACAGCUCUGUAUCGCUUGCAACUUGA